UGCUCUUCCUCUCGGAGAUACAGCAGCAUUAGUAAAAAAAUUAAAAUGGAAUGUUCUAAGCUAUUGGGCGUUCUAGCUUUCAUCUGCUUUCUUAUUCCCAUUAUGUCAUCUUCCUCGGAGAGACAGUUUACUGCUUGGUCGAAAUUGAGGGUGAAUUUGACUCGCAGAUCAGAGGGAGAGUCCAAUUCUGCCGAGCGAUUACGCAGCGCGGUGGAUCGAAGUAAGAGACGAAUGAAUACGAUAGAGGCGUUUGUAGAGCAGCAGAUAGCUGGGCCGUUAGACACUGAAACGCCCAUUCGCGUGGGAAGCGGAGAAUUUCUGAUGAGCGUUGCAGUGGGGACGCCCUCGGUAAGUUUUGAAGCGAUUGUGGACACGGGGAGUGAUCUGAUUUGGACUCAGUGCAUGCCUUGCCAGAGCUGCUACACUCAACCUACGCCAAUCUUCGACCCCUCCCAAUCGUCUUCGUAUUCCACAGUUUCUUGCACUGACUCUCUUUGUGAUGCUUUGGGGGCUUUCCAAACUGGAUGCACUUCUGAUUGUACGUUCGAUUAUAUGUAUGGCGAUGGUUCUGAGACUAGCGGUGACCUGGCUUACGAGUCAUUCUCCAUUGGGAGCGGCAGCGGGAGCAUGGUUCAAGGAAUUGCUUUUGGAUGCGGCCAUGACAACCAAGGACGAGGAUUCUCUCAGGGCGGCGGUCUUGUGGGACUGGGAAGAGGUCCUCUCUCACUCAUCUCUCAGUUGGGCUCCAAGGUAGACAACAAAUUCUCUUACUGUCUCUUGCCCAUCACCGACUCUUCUUCACAAACAAGCCCUCUCUUUUUCGGUGAGGGCUCUUCCUUGAGCGGAGCCAACACGAUCCCACUCAUUAAGAACAGUGUGAAUCCUUCUUUCUGGUAUAUUCCUGUCACAGGAAUCACCCUCAAUGGCAACCCCGUAAACAUUCCUGCUGGAACUUUUGAUCUGCAAUCGGACGGUAGCGGAGGCAUGAUCAUUGACUCGGGAACCACUAUUACCUAUCUAAAUGAGGUUGCCUACUCUCCUCUCAGAGAAGCAAUUCAGUCCUCCAUUGAUGUCACUCCUGUGGAGGAUUCUUCGGGGGAUCUGUGUUACCAGAAAUCAGAUAAUAUGGCCCUGCCUUCCCUCGCCUUCAACUUCCACGGCGGCGCGAAUUACAACCUUCCACCAGAAAACUUUUUCAUUCCUCAAUAUGGGGAUCUCUUGUGCCUCGCCAUGGGUGCCUCGAGGGGACUUUCCAUCUUCGGAAACGUACAACAGCAGAACUUCCACAUCCUUUACGACAAUGCUCAGAACACACUCUCCUUUAAGCCCACUAAAUGUGAUUCUCUUUAAAUAAUCGUCACCCUUUUCUGCUGUCUGCCACUGCCACUUCCUCUUCCUAUGUUUCUGUCAUGUUCAUUUUCUUUCAAUUUCGAAUAUAAGACGUGGUCCAAUCUCCCAUGUACGUUUUCUGCACUAUAUAGUAUAAUUUCCAAUCUG
Molecule: messenger RNA, 1497 nt
Organism: Cryptomeria japonica (Japanese cedar)
Lineage: Eukaryota; Viridiplantae; Streptophyta; Pinopsida; Cupressales; Cupressaceae
Product: aspartic proteinase nepenthesin-2-like
Exons: 1
Coding region: 46-1350 (434 amino acids)
Biological process (GO): proteolysis
Cellular component (GO): extracellular region
Molecular function (GO): aspartic-type endopeptidase activity
Source: RefSeq, a predicted model, not a curated record